Molecule: messenger RNA, 4020 nt
Organism: Trichoplusia ni (cabbage looper)
Lineage: Eukaryota; Metazoa; Arthropoda; Insecta; Lepidoptera; Noctuidae
Product: NPC intracellular cholesterol transporter 1 homolog 1b-like
Exons: 1
Coding region: 103-3837 (1244 amino acids)
Cellular component (GO): membrane
Source: RefSeq, a predicted model, not a curated record
UAUCCAUUUAUAAGUUGCCGUGGAAGCGGCGUAGACGUUCGUUGACAACUUUUAAAAAUGAAUUAUUUAUAAUAUAAGUGAUCAAUACUCACCGAUUUCAAAAUGAAGUUCCUUGCUGUUUUUCUAUUAUGUCUGACUAUGUGGAGUGGUGCAGCGGCAAAAUGCGUAAUGUAUGGUGAUUGCUACAAUGUGAACGGCUUUGAUAAACCCUGUCCUGUCGACAAAGACCCAGUGCAAUUGAUCUCAGGAAUAGAAGAUGAAGAAGAGGCAAAAGAAAUUGUCAGGAUAUUCAAAAACAGAUGCCCAACUCUUGCUCAAGAUGAGGAAGGGAAUGAUUUGCCAGAUGACCAGAUACAUACAUGUUGCGCACCUCAUCAAAUAAUCAAGAUGUCAGAAAGUUUAACACUUGCCGAGGGAGUUCUUGGACGUUGUCCAACAUGUUUCAGAAAUUUCGCGAGACAGAUCUGCGAAAUGAACUGUGCAAUGGAUCAGUCACGGUUCCUGGAGAUUGUACAGAUAGAAAAUGGCACUGAUGACAUCCAGUACAUUAAUGAGAUAAAUUACAGAGUUCACAGUGAUUUCAUGUUAGGAGCCCAUGCGUCAUGUUCCGGCGUAAUUGUGCCUCAGACUGGGUUGCCAGCCAUAAACAUUAUGUGUGGGAAUGCAGUAGUUUGUGAUGCAGAUGCUUGGUUUGGAUUUACUGGUGAUACGAGUACUAAUCCUUUGGCUCCAGUGCAAGUUAAUUUUUUGCGGUUAAAUUCUACAGAAGAUACCAUGAAUAAGCGUGCUUUGCCGUGUAAUGAAACUUUUGGCGAAGACCUACCCUGUAGUUGUAUGGAUUGUGGGGCUGUGUGCCCGAUAGGAACUGAACCAGUUGUCCUUGAUAUUUGUACAGUUUUGUCCGUUCAUUGUAUUGGAUUCUCUGUAGGAGUAGUAUUUUUCGUAAUAACUACUUUAAUAUUUAUAUUCUUAGCUUUUAAGGACAGACGUGCAUCACUUGUAAAUGAAACUAAGGAAUCGAAAGAAGGUAAAUCAGACGUCAACAAAUUGACUAUUUUGUUCCAAAAAAUAUUUGGGAAAAUAGGAGGAUUUUCUGCUAGUCACCCCGUGUUAGUAAUUAUGGUUACUACUUGGAUCGGUUUCUCAAUGUUCUUUGGCUUUAUAAGCCUUAAUUUAACAGCAAAUCCUUUAGAACUUUGGUCUGCCCCAGAUUCUCGAAGUCGCCAUGAACUUGAAUAUUUCAACAGUCGAUUUGGACCGUUUUACCGCGCUGCACAAGUUUUCUUAACAUUCGAUCUGGAACCAUUUGAAGUUAAUAACGUUACCUAUGGACCUGCAUUCAGGAUAGAGGCACUAGAAGAGCUAGUUAGACUAGAAGAUGCUAUAAUUGAUAUAGGUCGAGAUAAUGGCGGUGUAGUUUUAGAAGACGUGUGUUAUGCUCCCCUUACAGUUCGAGGUCAAAAGACAACUCUCGACCAAUGUGUUACUAUGUCUGCAACUGUUUAUCUAGGUAAUAGCAAAUAUGACAUUAAUAAUGCCACUUAUCUUAAUACCAUUCAGAACUGCUUGAACAAUCACUACGGUUUUAAUUGCUUAGCAUCAUGGGGUGGUGGGUCUGAACCUGAAAUAACAUUCGGAGGUUAUGAAGGCACCGACAUUCUCAGUGCCACUACCUUACUCAUUAACUUACCAAUUUCGAAUCAUCUUCUAGAAGAAGAUUUGCAACCUGUUCUAGAAUGGGAAGCAAAAUUUCUCGAGCUGUUAGAGCACUAUAACGAAAACCUAAAACCUGACUAUGUGGCCGUUUCAUAUGGUGCAGAAAGAUCUAUUGAAGACGAAAUUCAAAGAGUUUCUGUUGCAGAAGCCGUCCCUAUCGCAAUCAGUUAUGUUCUGAUGUUUAUAUAUGUUGUACUUGCCUUAGGUAACGUUAGGUCUUUUAAAACUUGGUUCAUUGACAGUAAGUUUACGGUUGCCGUGUGUAGUAUAGUUGUGGUUAUUUUAGCGAUAUACUGUUCGAUGGGUAUAAUGGGGUAUGCUAAUAUUACGCUUACACUACUUGCUAUCAAUGUCAUACCAUUUUUCAUUUUAUCAAUAGGUAUUGAUAACGUUUUUCUUAUGAUUAAUACUUUACAUGACAUCAAAAGUAAUUUGAAAUCGUUAGAAGGUUUUAUUGAAAACUUAAGUACUGAUAAGAAAACAAAAAUGGUAUUUGAGGAAAUGAUGCGCAGGGUCGGUCCAUCAAUGUUUGUUUCUUCUGUAACACAAAUAACUUGUUUCGCUGUCGGCAGCUUGACUAACUUCCCAGCUGUUGUGACAUUUGCGGUAUUCGCAUCUAUUUCACUGGGUUAUUUAUUCGUUUUUCAAGUGACCACAAUUGUUGCUAUACUUGCCAUUGAUUACAAACGAGCAGCUCAGAAUAGAUUUGACAUUCUGUGUUGUAUUCGAAAGAAAAUACUGGAUGAUGAAAACCCGUUGCAUUCUGAGACUUCCUACAAAGGUAUCACUCAAAGAUUAAUGGAACCGUAUUCAAAAUUCCUUCUUAAUUGGCGUGUGAAAAUCAUAGUAGCGAUUUUAUUUAUGGCAAUGGUAUCUAUUAGCGUCAUGUUCAUUCCCUUACUUGAUAUUGGAUUAGACCAAGAAUACGCGUUACCUACAGAUUCCUACGUAUAUACCUACCUUCAGUCAGUUAAUACUUUGAUGAAAAUAGGGCCACCGGUGUAUUUUGUUCUCAAGAGUGGAUUAAACUUUUCUGAUCCGGUUCAUCAAAAUGUAAUUUGUGGUGGACAACUUUGUAGCGAUGACUCGUUGACCACUCAAAUAUUUUUGGCAUCUCAACACAGCGAGAUAACGUACAUAGCUUCGAGUUCGAAUUCGUGGUUAGAUGAUUUCAUUGAUUGGAGUAAUUUAUACGGCGGUUGUUGUAAAUAUAACACUACAAACAAUGGAUUCUGCCAAAGUACAGACAACUCACCUGAGUGUUCGUAUUGUGUCAUUGAAAAGUCAGAUUUCGCAAAUGGCCAACUGCGACCAAACAAGGAAUCUUUCCAAAGAUACAUUCCAUUCUUUUUGCAGGAUGCGCCCACUGAUAUUUGUAAUAAAGGAGGCUUAGCCAGUUAUUCAGCCUCUGUUAAUUAUGAACUUAACGCAGAUGGCCUUGCUUCCGUCCAGGACACUAACUUCAUGGCUUACCAUACCUCCUUGGUUACUUCGAAAGAUUACAUAACUGCUAUUAAAUAUGGUUAUGAGAUCAGUCAUGACAUAAUGGCUGCAAUUAAAAAGUACACAGGCUUAGAUAUCGAAGUAUUUCCGUAUUCUGUUUUCUAUGUUUAUUUCGAGCAAUAUUUGACGAUGUGGGGAGAUACUUUCGCGACUAUAUCAUACAGUUUUAUUGGUGCCAUGGUACUCAAUCUAUUGGCGUCUGGUUUUAAUCUACUAACAACUUUUGCAGUAAUGUUUACUGCAAUUCUUGUCGUGCUAAACAUGAUGGGCAUCAUGUACAUUUGGAGUAUUCCUCUUAAUGCCGUAUCUUGUGUCAAUUUGAUUGUAUCCAUUGGUAUAGCUGUUGAAUUCUGCAGCCACAUUGCUUAUGCUUAUAGCACAAGUAAGCUCCAGGGGAGAGAUAGAGUAGCGGAUGCCAUCCAAACAGUAGGAGCUACAGUCAUCACCGGUAUCACGUUCACGAAUAUUCCGAUUAUCGUAUUAGCAUUUUCUUACACGCAGCUGAUAGAAGUAUUUUUCUUUAGAAUGUUUUUCAGUUUGGUCGUACUUGGUUUCAUACAUGGAAUGAUAUUCUUCCCAGUUUUGUUGUGCUAUUUGGAUAGCAUAUUUAAAAAGUAACUGAUGUUAAAAUAAAUAAGUUAUACAGAUCUUGACGUUGUAGUUAAUUUAAGAUUUAGGGAUUAAAUAAUGCCUUUGAUAAAACUAUUAUGUAAAAGUCAUAGGUGCUACUCACAGAUGGCUACGAUAUUAUCACCUUAGACAUAAGAGUAGAAUAAUUUGUAAAUAAAUGUAUAAGUUAUA